AUGACUACGGUCCCAACUGCGGGCAGUGGAGGACCAGCCAUGUGGGUGAACUGUGAGGAGUUGGAGAAAGUACUUGUCGGAUCUGACCCUGAGAGGUUUUUUCAAAUUGGCUCGGAAUUGCCGCCCCAAGAGAAGUCAUCACUGACUGCCUUCCUCCGACAGAAUUUAGACGUGUUUGCUUGGAACCCUUACGAGGCCCCCGGGGUCGACCCAGAUUUCAUCUGCCACCGCCUUAAUGUGAACCUGGCCGUAACACCUAAGAGAGGCAUUGAGGCUAACCCUGACCAAAUAAGAGCCAUCCAUAACUUGCGGCCUCCUCGAAACCUUAAGGAAGUCCAGAAGCUUACCGGUAUGAUAGCAGCUUUAAACCGUUUCAUCUCGCGCUCAGCAGAUAGAUGCAACCCAUUUUUUCUCCUAUUGCACAAGUGGAAAGGAUUUGAAUGGAAUGAGGAAUGCGCUAUGGCUUUCCAACAGCUAAAGGAAUACCUCGCCCAACCGCCGAUUAUGUCUAGCCCCGAGGUCGACGAGGUUUUGUUUGCCUACAUAGCUGUGGCCCCGCAUGCAGUAAGCUUGGUGCUAAUCCAAGAAGACAACGGCACGCAGCGACCAGUCUAUUACGUUAGCAAAUCCCUGCAGGAGGCAAAAACCCGUUACCUCCCCCUCGAAAAGGCUAUCUUAGCCAUCGUACAAGCCACAAGAAAGCUACCCCGCUACUUUCAAGCACACACUGUCGUGGUGUUAACUCAACUCCCCUUAAAAUCCAUCCUGCGCAGCGCCGAUUACACAAGUAGAAUUGCAAAAUGGGGAACGAUUUUGGGCGCCUUUGACAUUAGAUACAUGCCUCGCACCGCUGUAAAGGGUCAGGUCCUCGCCGACCUGGUGGCAGAAUUUGCGAAGCCUGCAGCAGAAGGAAAGGAAGUGUCGGUCUUACUGGGGGCUGAUGAGCGGGUGAGCAGCACAGUUUCCCCACGUGGACUCACUUGUUGGAAGGCAUACAUUGAUGGCGCAUCGAACCAAAGGGGCUCAGGGUUAGGACUUGUCCUGCUCUCACCCGAAGGGAUAACCAUAGAGAAAUCCUUGAGACUCGGUUUUUCAGCCACAAAUAACGAAGCCGAGUAUGAGGCGCUAUUGGAGGGAAUGGGAAUGAUCCGAAAGAUGGAGGGGAAAUCCGUAGACAUGUUCUCGGAUUUAAGACUUAUUGUGGGGCAGGUAAAUGGAGACAUGGAGGCAAAGGAUGAAAGAAUGCAAGAGUAUCUAGUUCGGGUUAAGCACCUGCAGACCCAAUUUCAUCACUUUCGCUUGACGCACAUACCCAGAAGUGGGAACACUCAUGCUGAUUCUCUUGCGACGUUGGCUACCUCCUCGGCUCAACCCCUACCUCGGGUCAUACUGGUAGAAGAGAUCCCCCGUCCACUGACAGAGAAGGCCAAUGGGAUUGGAAUACAUAACAUCAGGGCAGGACCGAGCUGGAUGGACCCUAUCGUUCUAUACUUAAAGCAUGACACCUUACCAGAUGAUAAGGUGGAGGCCGGCAAAAUCAGGAGAAAAGCUACCCGAUUCUGGUUGUCGGAGGACUCCAAGCUUUACAGACGCUCGUUUUUAGGGCCGUAUUUGCUAUGUGUGCAUCCAGAGGCUAUAGAACUCAUCCUGGAAGAGUUACAUGAAAGAAUUUGCGGAAGUCACACGGGGGGUAGGUCUUUGUCUCACAGAGCCUUAACGCUGGGUUAUUGGUGGCUGAGCAUGCAUAAGGAAGCCCUGGAUUAUGUGAAGAAGUGCGACCAAUGCCAGAGAUUCGCUCCGAGCAUACACCAGCCUGGUGGAGAGCUAAACCCAAUGUCUAGUCCCUGGCCAUUUGCACAAUGGGGCCUAGAUAUACUUGGUCCAUUUCCCAAGGCAACAGGGAAUAGAAAAUUUCUUCUCGUCGGCACCUACUACUUCACCAAAUGGUUUGAUAGCAAAGCCAUCAGAAGGUACUGCAGUGAGCUGGGAAUUGUUAACCGGUAUUCCACGCCAGCUUACCCCAAGAGUAAUGGACAAGCAGAAGCCGUCAACAAGACCAUAAUGAACGGGUUGAAAAAGAGACUAGAUGACGCAAAAGGAAGAUGGGUAGAGGAAUUAGCCCAUGUCUUAUGGACAUACCGCACCACGCCUCGUAGGUCUACAGGGGAAAUCCCUUUUUCAAUGACCUAUGGGGCCGAGGCUGUCAUUCCAUUGGAGGUGAACUUCCCAACCCAGAGGACCACCACCUUCUGUCCCGCUACCAAUGACAAACUUCUAGAAAAGAGCUUGGACCUCAUCGACGAAAGAAGGGAAGGCACGAUGGUCCACCUAGCUAACUAUCAGUAG
Quercus lobata is the source of this 2346-nucleotide messenger RNA. RefSeq lists its product as uncharacterized. Gene Ontology annotation, biological process: DNA integration. The record is from RefSeq and is a predicted model, not a curated record. The transcript has 3 exons. The coding region runs from base 1 to 2346 and encodes 781 amino acids. NCBI's taxonomy places the organism in Eukaryota, Viridiplantae, Streptophyta, Magnoliopsida, Fagales, Fagaceae. Gene Ontology annotation, molecular function: nucleic acid binding; RNA-DNA hybrid ribonuclease activity.